Moesziomyces antarcticus is the source of this 927-nucleotide messenger RNA. RefSeq names its product 3-hydroxybutyryl-CoA dehydrogenase. NCBI's taxonomy places the organism in Eukaryota, Fungi, Basidiomycota, Ustilaginomycetes, Ustilaginales, Ustilaginaceae. Bases 1 to 927 code for a protein of 308 amino acids. Gene Ontology annotation, molecular function: NAD+ binding; oxidoreductase activity, acting on the CH-OH group of donors, NAD or NADP as acceptor. The transcript has 3 exons. The record is from RefSeq and is a predicted model, not a curated record. Gene Ontology annotation, biological process: fatty acid metabolic process.
AUGUCGGUUGCACACGGAGUCAAGACGCUAGGCGUGGUGGGAGCUGGGCAGAUGGGGCUUGGUAUUGCGUAUGUCGCGGCACUCAAGGCGCAGAUUCCCUCGGUGAUGCUCUGCGAUGCUUCGGCAGGGCAGCUUUCCAAGGGCGUGGCGUUUUUCGAGACGCUGCUCAAGAAGGACGUUGCCAAAGGCAAGGUUAGCCAGUCGGAUGCAGAUGCAGCCAGGGCUAGGCUGGUGACUGUAGAGAAGCUGGAGGACUUUGCAGGUAGCAAGGGGGUCGCGGAUAUGGUGAUCGAGGCGGCGACGGAGAACCUCGCUGUCAAGCAAAAGAUCUUUGGUACGCUCGCCAGCACGCUGCCUCUCGAGACGAUUCUGGCGACGAAUACGAGCAGUAUCAGUGUCAGUAAGAUCGCUGCCAGCGCGGUUGGGGCCGGUGUGAAGCCCGGAUCGGAAGAAGCAUGGAAGAGUCCAGCCCGAGCAUUGGGCAUCCACUUUUUCAACCCUGUGCCCGUGAUGCCUUUGGUGGAGCUGAUUCCUGCGAUUCAGACGGCGCCAGAGGUGGUGGAUCGCUCGCGCGCCUUCGCGCAGGCAUGCGGCAAAGAGGUCACCACCAGCAAAGACGUGCCCGGCUUUGUAAGCAACCGACUGCUCAUGCCGUUCAUCAACGAGGCUGUCAUGGCGCUCGAAAAGGGCAUUGCCUCGAGGGACGAUAUCGACAAGACGCUGCGGCUGGGCAUGAACCACCCCAUGGGCCCCCUGACGCUCGCCGACUUUAUCGGCCUCGACACGUGCCUCAGCAUCAUGGAGACGCUCUACCGCGAAACGGCCGACAGCAAGUACAGACCCGCCGUGCUGCUCGGCCGCAUGGUCGACGCUGGAUGGUUCGGCAAGAAGUCCGGAAAGGGCUUCUACGACUAUCCUGCCAAGUAA